AUGCCUGCCUCUGUAACGACAUCCCUAGAGCCCACUUCAUCCUACGGAUACGAUUCCCUUCUCGGUACCAGCACGUCCUCUAGCGCAGCAGCUGCAGACACCGGCUCCAAAGAAUACCCCGUAUUCCCAAACGGCGCCUAUAUCUCCAGGUUCUACCUUGUCUCGUCCCAGGACUCUGGUCUAACCGACCUUGACAUUGAUCUCUACAAUGAAUGCUAUUUACCCUAUAACCCAUUGCCACACCACAAUUUCCGCAGGGAUGACUCGACUGAGACCGUCUCCCCCAAGCCUACCUAUUUGAUCAACGAGGCUCCGUGUAAGCGACAAGCAGCGAUUAAUUCUAAUUGCUACUUCCAAAACACAAAUGGAACAUUUUCGGGCCUCCAAAAGUAUUCAGGUGAUUGGGAUGUUCAACAGCAAUGUUAUUGUGACAUAUAUCCUUUCUUUGACUCGGCGGCCGGUUGUCAGGAGUGUUUCAGAAAGCAUGGAGGCAUUGAGGGCUACCACUGGUUCCCACAGAGUUACGUGAAGGAGGUCUCCAGCGCCUACUGUAGCGCCAAUCCUCAAACGACAGGGUUUUAUCCUUUCGCAAAUGCAUGGUCGAAGGCAUCGGCGACAAAUUUACCGAGUAGUACUGCUGUCGAUAGCUUGGGCACGCAGACAGCUGCUAGUCUUUACUACACAUAUGCUGCGGAACAGACAGGUACCGGUGCUAGUGGCACAGGCGAUAAAAGCAACUCUGCAGCAAGCACGCGCUUGAGCUUGAGGAGAGCCCUGGUGGCCGCUGUGCCACUGGGGCUCAUGUUGUUUCGAUGA
Penicillium coprophilum is the source of this 816-nucleotide messenger RNA. RefSeq lists its product as uncharacterized. The transcript has 2 exons. Lineage: Eukaryota; Fungi; Ascomycota; Eurotiomycetes; Eurotiales; Aspergillaceae. Bases 1 to 816 code for a protein of 271 amino acids. The record is from RefSeq and is a predicted model, not a curated record.